Molecule: messenger RNA, 207 nt
Organism: Trichomonas vaginalis G3
Lineage: Eukaryota; Parabasalia; Trichomonadida; Trichomonadidae
Exons: 1
Coding region: 1-207 (68 amino acids)
Biological process (GO): maturation of SSU-rRNA; ribosomal small subunit assembly; translation
Cellular component (GO): cytosolic small ribosomal subunit; ribosome
Molecular function (GO): structural constituent of ribosome
Source: RefSeq, a predicted model, not a curated record
AUGGAAUCAACCCAGGAGCAGGUUAAGUUAGCUGUUGUCAAGCAGGUCAUCGGCCGCACAGGCUCACGUGGUGGUGUUACACAAGUUCGCGUUGAAUUCCUUGAUGACUCCAACCGCUCCCUUGUUCGCAAUGUUAAGGGUGCUGUUCGCGAGGGCGACAUCCUUUCACUUCUCGAAACAGAGCGUGAAGCCCGCCGUCUUAGAUAA